AGAUAAAAACGAUUGUUGUUGGCAACAUUAUCGACAAAUUUCAUUCGAUAUCUCGCACACCAAUGCCAUUGUGUGCCUUUUCGUUCUGUUCAAACCCACUCGUUUCCAAGAAACUCCAAGGAAAGAAAACCAUCGUGGAAAGCAGCCAUUUAGUUGAAAGAAAGACGUCCUUUGUGGAUUCUGCCCUUUGCUCUUCAUUCAACUCAACCAGAGCUACUCGUAAAAAUGCUUGGAGCCUUAUAACUUGCGUUGCUACGCCUCACAAGAAAGCAACUGGAGUUCGAACUGCUGGUUCUAAAAUAUGGUCUCCUGAUUCUUGGAGGAAUAUGCCAAUCAAACAGGUACCGGAGUAUCCAGACAAGGAUCAAUUGGAAGCUACAGAGAACCGUUUAAAAAAAGCUCUUCCUUUGGUAUUUUCGGGAGAAUGCAGAAGAUUGAAGGAGCAACUUGCCAGGGUUGCUCGUGGAGAAGCUUUUGUUCUGCAUGGAGGAGAUUGUGCCGAAAGUUUCUCGGAAUUUGAACGUUAUGGAGGGGAUAAUAUCAAGGAUACUUUCACGCUACUCAUACAGAUGAGUAUUGUAUUAAUGUAUGGACUACGAAGACCAGUUGUCAAGAUUGGCAGAAUGGCAGGGCAGUUUGCGAAGCCUAGAAGCAGUCCUUAUGAGAAAGCCAAAAAUGCUGAAUUAGAGCUACCCAGUUAUCGUGGUGAUAUGAUAAAUGGGCCAGAAUUUAAUGCUGAAGCCCGAAUUCCUGAUCCGAAUAGGAUGGUUCAAGCCUAUCAUCAGAGCACUGCAACCAUCAACUUGUUACGUUCAUUGGCUGGCGGUGGCUUUUUAGAUUUGAAUCGCAUUCACGAUAUUAACUUGCAGUUUGUAAAUGAAACUCCUCAAGGCAAACGCUUCUUGGAAUAUGCAAAUAGUAUAUCCGAUGCAUUGGCAUUUAUGAAGUCGUGUGGUAUUCAAGCAGAUAGUCCGAAUACAAGAACACCCGAAUUUUGCGUUUCUCAUGAAGCAUUAUUGUUACCUUAUGAAGAGUCGCUGACUAGAUAUGACGAAGAAACAGGAAAAUAUUAUGCAACUUCAGGUCAUUUUCUGUGGGUGGGUGAUCGUACACGGCAACCCGAUUGUGGACAUGUGGAAUUUUUGAGAGGAAUCGACAAUCCAAUUGGCAUCAAAUGUGGACCAUCUCUAGCAACUGACGAUUUACUUCGUUUAUUGGAUAUUUUAGAUCCAGAAAAUGAGCCUGGACGUAUUACUUUAAUAGUUCGUGUUGGUGCUGGUCGAGUUGCGGAGCACCUUCCGAGAUUUGUGGAAGCAGUUCAUAAGGAAGGGAGGCAAGUUGUUUGGAGUUGUGAUCCCAUGCAUGGGAACAUGGAAACUUCCAAGUCUGGUUAUAAGACAAGAAGGUUCGAGAACAUAUUAGCAGAAGUUAAGGAGUUUUAUGAAAUUCACCGACAGUUGGAUUCGUAUCCAGGUGGAAUCCAUUUGGAAAUGACGGGACAAAAUGUAACAGAGUGUAUUGGUGGUAUGAUGGAAUUGGAAGAAUCCCAACUUUCUCAACGCUACGAGAGUCCUUGUGAUCCCAGACUCAACGCUUCUCAAUCCUUAGAGUUGGCUUUUUUAUUAUCCGAGUUGUUUCGCAAGUCAUUGUAAACAGCUGUAAUGGAUAAAAUGUUGCCGGGAAUAAAAUCCACUUCACUUUGGACUCUUUGAAAUGGAUUAUCUACUUGGACUAUACUUUUUCAUGUCUCGAGAAAAGUCCUUGAAUAUAUCAAUCUUAUCAUUC
Galdieria sulphuraria is the source of this 1785-nucleotide messenger RNA. RefSeq names its product 3-deoxy-7-phosphoheptulonate synthase. The record is from RefSeq and is a predicted model, not a curated record. Bases 63 to 1652 code for a protein of 529 amino acids. Gene Ontology annotation, biological process: aromatic amino acid biosynthetic process. The transcript is spliced from 8 exons. Gene Ontology annotation, molecular function: 3-deoxy-7-phosphoheptulonate synthase activity. Lineage: Eukaryota; Rhodophyta; Bangiophyceae; Galdieriales; Galdieriaceae.